AUGACAUUUUCUAGGACAGAUGAGCCGGCAACAACCAUCACCAUCACCCACGACAGCAACAAUGGCAAUGCGAUGAUGGCAAACUGUUAUUAUGCAAACAAAUUACAUGGCGGAUAUUGCACUGUGGAAAAUAAACUCUCCGCUGCCAUCAACGCCAACGAACGGUUAAGCGCGACAUCGACACUUCUGCGCUGCGCCGCGGCCGACGCCUGCUGCGCCGCUGCCGACGACUUCACUUGA
Molecule: messenger RNA, 240 nt
Organism: Drosophila santomea
Lineage: Eukaryota; Metazoa; Arthropoda; Insecta; Diptera; Drosophilidae
Exons: 3
Coding region: 1-240 (79 amino acids)
Source: RefSeq, a predicted model, not a curated record